This is a messenger RNA of Cavia porcellus (domestic guinea pig), 912 nucleotides long. Its product is annotated as heterogeneous nuclear ribonucleoprotein D-like. Lineage: Eukaryota; Metazoa; Chordata; Mammalia; Rodentia; Caviidae. Bases 311 to 712 code for a protein of 133 amino acids. Gene Ontology annotation, cellular component: chromatin; nucleoplasm. The record is from RefSeq and is a predicted model, not a curated record. The transcript is spliced from 2 exons. Gene Ontology annotation, molecular function: poly(A) binding; poly(G) binding. Gene Ontology annotation, biological process: regulation of gene expression.
GGCGGAGCGCCAGGUCCCUGCCUCUGCAAUUGGGAAGGAAAGAACCACCCUAGCUGAGCUGCAGGCCAAACCCGGGGCCAGUGGACCAACAGUUGCCUGGUUACCAGGCCAACUUCCGAGUCCCAGGAACCCGGAUGAAGCAGGGGCUGUAAAACAGUGGGCAGGUCUUUGAGAAAGGUUAGCCAUUGCGUCAUCCAAAACCUUAAAGGGACAGGGUAUCCUCACUGCCAGUGUACUUUACAGUGUUGGGAGUUUAGAAGAAAUUUGUCUCUAAAAGCCAAAGGAGCAGGAUGGGUGUAGAGAACGCUAGAUGUUGCAAGAAGUACCAAGCUCCACACAAUGCUCUGCUGCUGCCACCACCCCCGGGACCCGGACUGCGUGCCUGCUCACCCCUGCCAAUGGCUCCGCCACCAUGGAGGACAUGAACGAGUACAGCAAUAUAGAGUUCGCCAAGGGGUCCAAGACCAAUGCAAGCAAGAACCUGCAGGAUGAUGGUAAGAUGUUUAUGGGAGGCUUGAGCUGGGAUACAAGUAAGAAAGAUCUGACUGAAUAUUUGUCUCGAUUUGGGGAAGUUGUAGACUGCACAAUUAAAACAGAGCCAGUCAUUGGAAGAUCAAGAGGAUUUGGAUUUGCGUUUUUCAAAGAUGCUGCUAGCGUUGAUAAGGACGACAUUGAAGACUGGUCUUCUGUUGCUCUAAUGAUUAUUUUGUAAAAGACUUUAUAGUGUACAAGACACAACUGUGUCCCAACUGUAUGUAGCCGCCAACUAAUUUUCUUUGUUUUUACUUUGUCCUUUGCUAUGUGUUAUGACUCUGUGGAUUUGUGUUUAUACAAAUUUUAUUUGUAUUAUUUAUCAUGUUAAACCCCAAAUAAAUGCUUCCUUAUGUGAUUGUUAAAAAAUAAAAAAAGUAA